Callorhinus ursinus (northern fur seal) is the source of this 3821-nucleotide messenger RNA. It is a transcript of the gene DLG2, whose product is annotated as discs large MAGUK scaffold protein 2. Lineage: Eukaryota; Metazoa; Chordata; Mammalia; Carnivora; Otariidae. Gene Ontology annotation, cellular component: postsynaptic density membrane; basolateral plasma membrane; neuron projection. Gene Ontology annotation, biological process: establishment or maintenance of epithelial cell apical/basal polarity; receptor clustering; chemical synaptic transmission. The record is from RefSeq and is a predicted model, not a curated record. Gene Ontology annotation, molecular function: ionotropic glutamate receptor binding; protein kinase binding.
AUGAAUGCAUACCUCACCAAGCAACACAGCUGCAGCCGGGGGUCCGAUGGGAUGGAUGCCGGCAGGAGUGCACCCACACUGAUCAGGGAUGCCCACUGCGCUUGUGGCUGGCAGAGGAGCCCUCAGGGGCUUGGGUACAAUUCUCAGACCAUGCCCUCUUCAGGACCUGGGGGCCCAGCUUCAAACAGGACCAAGCUGGUCACUUUGUGGGACAGUGUGCGGAAAAGCCCCCACAAGACGGGCACCAAGGGCAAAGGGACUUGUGGGGAGCGUUGCGCCUGCCCACAUGGUUGGUUCAGCCCAACACAGGCCAGCCCUGCUCCUAUUAUUGUCAACACAGAUACUUUGGACACGAUUCCUUAUGUCAAUGGAACAGAAAUUGAAUAUGAGUUUGAAGAAAUUACAUUGGAAAGGGGGAAUUCUGGCCUGGGAUUCAGUAUUGCUGGAGGGACAGAUAAUCCCCACAUUGGAGAUGACCCUGGCAUAUUUAUUACGAAGAUUAUACCGGGUGGUGCUGCAGCAGAGGAUGGCAGACUCAGGGUCAAUGAUUGUAUCUUGCGGGUGAAUGAGGUCGAUGUGUCAGAGGUUUCCCACAGUAAAGCCGUGGAAGCUCUCAAGGAAGCUGGGUCUAUCGUUCGGCUGUACGUGCGCAGAAGACGACCCAUUCUGGAAACUGUUGUGGAGAUCAAACUGUUCAAAGGGCCUAAAGGUUUGGGCUUCAGUAUUGCAGGAGGUGUGGGGAACCAGCACAUUCCUGGAGACAACAGCAUUUAUGUAACUAAAAUUAUAGAUGGAGGAGCUGCACAAAAAGAUGGAAGGUUGCAAGUAGGAGACAGACUGCUAAUGGUAAACAACUACAGUUUAGAAGAAGUGACGCAUGAAGAGGCAGUCGCAAUAUUGAAGAACACAUCCGAUGUCGUUUAUCUAAAAGUUGGCAAGCCCACCACAAUUUAUAUGACUGAUCCUUAUGGUCCACCUGAUAUUACUCACUCUUAUUCUCCACCAAUGGAAAACCAUCUACUGUCUGGCAACAAUGGAACUUUAGAAUAUAAAACUUCCCUGCCGCCCAUCUCUCCAGGAAGGUACUCACCGAUUCCAAAGCACAUGCUUGUUGAAGACGAUUACACCAGGCCUCCGGAACCUGUUUACAGCACUGUGAACAAACUGUGUGAUAAGCCUGCUUCUCCCAGGCACUAUUCCCCUGUUGAGUGUGACAAAAGCUUCCUUCUCUCAGCUCCCUACCCCCACUACCACCUAGGCCUGCUCCCUGACUCUGAGAUGACCAGUCAUUCUCAACACAGCACCGCAACCCGCCAGCCUUCAGUGACCCUCCAACGGGCCAUCUCCCUGGAAGGGGAGCCGCGCAAGGUGGUCCUGCACAAAGGCUCCACUGGCCUGGGCUUCAACAUCGUAGGCGGGGAAGAUGGAGAAGGUAUUUUUGUAUCCUUCAUUCUGGCUGGUGGACCGGCAGACCUGAGUGGGGAGCUCCAGAGAGGAGACCAGAUCCUCUCCGUGAAUGGCAUUGACCUCCGUGGAGCAUCUCAUGAACAGGCUGCCGCUGCACUGAAGGGGGCUGGACAGACGGUGACAAUUAUAGCACAAUACCAACCUGAAGAUUACGCUCGAUUUGAGGCCAAAAUCCAUGACCUACGCGAGCAGAUGAUGAACCACAGCAUGAGCUCCGGGUCCGGGUCCCUGCGAACCAAUCAGAAACGCUCCCUCUAUGUCAGAGCCAUGUUUGACUAUGACAAGAGCAAGGACAGUGGGCUGCCAAGUCAAGGACUUAGUUUUAAAUAUGGAGAUAUUCUCCAUGUUAUCAACGCCUCUGAUGACGAGUGGUGGCAAGCCAGGAGAGUCACGCUGGAGGGGGACAGUGAGGAGAUGGGGGUCAUCCCCAGCAAACGGAGGGUGGAAAGAAAGGAGCGUGCCCGGUUGAAGACAGUGAAGUUUAAUGCAAAACCUGGAGUGAUUGAUUCAAAAGGGUCAUUCAAUGACAAGCGUAAAAAGAGCUUCAUCUUUUCACGAAAAUUCCCAUUCUACAAGAACAAGGAGCAGAGUGAGCAGGAAACCAGUGAUCCUGAACGAGGGCAAGAAGACUUCAUUCUUUCUUAUGAGCCUGUCACAAGGCAGGAAAUAAACUAUACCCGGCCAGUGAUUAUCCUGGGCCCCAUGAAGGAUCGGAUCAAUGACGACUUGAUAUCUGAAUUCCCUGACAAAUUUGGCUCCUGUGUGCCUCAUACUACGAGGCCAAAGCGUGACUAUGAGGUGGAUGGCAGAGACUAUCACUUUGUCAUUUCCAGAGAACAAAUGGAGAAAGAUAUCCAAGAGCACAAGUUUAUAGAAGCUGGCCAGUACAAUGACAACUUAUACGGAACCAGUGUGCAGUCUGUGAGAUUCGUAGCAGAAAGGGGCAAACACUGUAUACUUGACGUGUCAGGAAAUGCUAUCAAGCGGUUACAAGUUGCCCAGCUCUAUCCGAUUGCCAUCUUCAUUAAGCCCAAAUCUCUGGAACCUCUGAUGGAGAUGAAUAAGCGUCUAACAGAGGAACAAGCCAAGAAAACCUAUGAUCGUGCAAUUAAGCUAGAACAAGAAUUUGGAGAAUAUUUUACAGCUAUUGUCCAAGGAGACACCUUAGAAGAUAUAUAUAAUCAAUGCAAGCUUGUUAUUGAAGAGCAAUCUGGGCCUUUCAUCUGGAUUCCCUCAAAGGAAAAGUUAUAAAUUAGCUACUGCACCUCCGACAAUGACAGAAGAGCAUUUAGAAGAACAAAAUAUAUAUAAUAUACUACUUGGAGGCUUUUAUGUUUUUGUUGCAUUUAUGUUUUUGCAGUCAAUGUGAAUUCUUAUGAAUGUACAACACAAACUGUGUGAAGCCAUGAAGGAAACGGAGGGGCCACAGGGUGGGACAGAAAAGACAUUGCAGUAUGCAGGAAGGCUUUGGUUUGCUCAAAGUGCCAGGUGUAGGGAUGAACCUCUGAUGGGCUUUCUGCCCAAGAGGUGGGCAGCCUCCUCACCCCAGCAGAUGUCCAGAGCUGAUUUAGCUGCUGAGCUCUCUGUGUCUUUUGCUUUAAAGAAAAGUUGCCAGCACUUGAACUUCACCAACCUUCCCAUUACCCACAUCUGUAAUUGGUACACUUUGAAUUUUGUAACUAUGCACACUCUUUGAUUUCUUAACGAGCAAAAGAAAGAAAGAAGGAAAAAGGAAAGGAGUCCCUUUGGAGACGGCAUAAUAUCAGGGAAGGAUAAGUGUGUAGUUUCUUUGACUGGCAUCUACAAAGACGAGCAUUUCAUAAAAUUCACAAGUGUAUGGAGGACUGACCUCCCUGAGAGGAGGGGGUUCCACCUGAGGUUAGCUUUAUGAUUGUUUAUUGUCUAUUUUGCCAUUUAUAAACUGAAAGGAGGCACUAAAGAUGAGAAUAAUUUAUACAAUAAAAUAUAUUAAAUGUAUAGAAACGAAUUUCUAUAGGUUAAAAAAGUUUUGUGAAAUAUUUUGUAAAGACUAAUUGAAAGACUAAAUGUAUGCACUAUCAGCAGAUGAUCAAAUUCAAGAACUGAAACUUGCACUCUCCCUUUUGUUGCCAAUGAUCCAUUAAGAGCAUCUGAGUUCUUUCCAAAGUCUGACAAAGACUUCUCCCUCACUUACCUCCCAUGAUCUCCCUUCCAUAUUAGUGACACACUCUCAUGGAGCACAUCCCUUAAUGAGUUGCCCUCAUGGGUGUUUUUGGAUGACAUUUGGUUAAUGCAUUUUUAAGCUGAUGGCUUUCAGAGACAAACUCAUGUAAAUGAUCUAAAGGGAAGUUUUUGCUUUUAUCUUAUUAACCUGG